UAAGGAGUCCCCUCCAUUUCCUUCUCCAAAUAUCACCAUCGUGUCACACACACACACACAAACUGGUAAAUUAUAAGUAACGAAAUGCUAGCGAUUAGCAGUAGCUUCCAUGGAGGACGACCAUUACCACACUCAACGUUUCACAAUAAUAGACACAAUAAAUCAACUUCUGUCUCCUCUAAUUUCCUCACAUCAGCUAUCACUAGAAGCAAUAACAACAACAAUAAUAAAUUAAAUAACUCAAUUCGCUUCAAUGUACGCGCCCUAAUUCGCGAAUCAGAUUCUGCCACGUCAUCUCCUUCUUUUCCUAACCGUCAUACCGUUAAAAUUCCCGUUGGAGAUAGAUACAUAACAGUUGAGACUGGUCAAAUAGGAAGACAAGCUAGUGGAUCUGUUAUUGUAAGAGAUGGAGAAACGAUCAUCUACACGUCUGUUUGUAUGUCUGAUGUUCCAAGCGAGCCUUCUGACUUUUUCCCUAUGUCUGUAAAUUAUCAAGAGCGUUUUUCAGCUGCUGGUAGAACCAGUGGAGGAUUUUUUAAGCGGGAGGGAAGGACGAAGGACCAUGAGGUACUUAUAUGUAGACUAAUUGACAGGCCAUUGAGGCCAACCAUGCUAAAGGGCUUCUAUCAUGAAACUCAGAUACUAUCUUGGGUUUUGAGUUAUGAUGGCCUGCACCCCCCAGAUUCUCUAGCUGUUACUGCAGCUGGAAUUGCGGUAGCCCUCUCAGAAGUGCCAAAUACAAACACUAUAGCAGGAGUUCGAAUUGGUUUGAUUGGUGAUAAGUUUAUUGUGAAUCCAACAACCUUGGAGAUGGAAGAUUCAAAACUGGACUUAUUGAUGGCGGGAUCAGAAAGAGGGAUAUUAAUGAUAGAGGGUUACUGUGACUUUCUUCCUGAAGAGAAGUUGAUUCAAGCGAUAGAAGUUGGACAGGAUGCUGUGCGAGCUAUCUGCAAAGAGGUGGACAAUUUGGUAAAGAAGUGUGGGAAACCCAAAAUGCUUGAUUCAAUUAAGUUACCUCCACCUGAGCUGUAUAAACAUGUUGAAGAAAUUGCAGGUGAUGAGUUGGUCAAAGUGCUACAACUCAAAAGCAAAGUACCAAGAAGAAAAGCCCUUUCAUUGUUAGAGGAAAAAGUUCUUAGUAUACUUACUGAGGAGGGUUAUGUAAGCAAAAGUGAAACUUCUGUUGGUAAUGAAAUAACUCCAGACAUGUUGGAGGAUGAAGAUGAGGAAGAGGAAUUUGUGGUUGAUGGUGAAUUUGAUGAGGGUGAUGUUCAUAUUAAGCCAGUUUAUAAGAAACCAGUUCCCAUGUUUUACUCUGAGGUAGAUGUGAAGUUGGUUUUCAAAAGUGUUACAUCCAAAUACCUGCGAAAACGCAUCGUGGAGGGAGGAAAAAGAAGUGAUGGCAGAACUUCUGAGGAGAUACGUGUCAUUGACUCAGAAUGUGGGUUACUACCUAGAGCACAUGGAAGUGCUCUUUUUACCCGUGGGGAAACUCAGUCAUUGGCAGUGGUUACCCUUGGGGACAAACAAAUGGCACAAAGAAUAGACAUCCUGGCAGGUGUAGAAGAUGUGAAAAGGUUCUAUCUUCAGUAUUCAUUUCCACCAUCUUGUGUUGGGGAAGUUGGGCGAAUUGGAGCACCUAGUAGAAGAGAAAUUGGUCAUGGUACUCUGGCUGAAAGAGCCCUCGAACCUGUGUUGCCUUCAGAAGAAGAUUUUCCUUAUACUAUACGUGUGGAGAGUACCAUUACAGAAAGUAAUGGAUCAUCAAGUAUGGCAUCAGUUUGUGGGGGAUGCCUAGCACUGCAAGAUGCUGGAGUACCAUUAAAGAGCUCUAUUGCGGGUAUAGCAAUGGGCUUGGUUGUGGACACAGAGGAAUUUGGGGGAGAUGGAACCCCACUUAUCUUAUCCGACAUCACUGGCUCUGAGGAUGCUUCUGGAGAUAUGGAUUUUAAGGUUGCUGGGAAUGAAGAUGGAGUAACCGCAUUUCAAAUGGAUAUAAAGGUUACUGGAAUUACUUUGUCAACAAUGAAGCAAGCAUUAAUGCAAGCAAAGGAAGGACGUAAACGUAUUCUUGCUGAGAUGCUGAAAUGCUCACCUCCCCCGUCAAAGAAGCUUUCUAAGCAUGCUCCACUCAUUCUUGUUAUGAAAGUUAAGCCUGAGAAAGUGAACCUUAUUAUUGGCUCCGGGGGUAAAAAAGUCAAGAGUAUCAUUGAAGAGACUGGCGUGGACUCUAUCGACACACAAGAUAAUGGAAUAGUCAAAAUAACUGCAAGAGAUUGGGCAAGCCUAGAAAAGACGAAAGCUAUCAUUAGUAACUUGACAAUGGUCCCAGUUAUUGGUGACGUGUAUAGGAAUUGCAAAAUCACAUCUAUUGUUCCCUAUGGAGCUUUCGUUGAGAUAGUACCAGGCCGAGAGGGACUUUGUCAUAUUAGCGAGUUGAGUCCAGAUUGGCUGUCAAAACCCGACGAUGCUUUCAAGGUUGGAGACCAGGUUGACGUCAAGCUCAUAGAGAUCAAUGAAAAAGGUCAACUUCGUCUAAGCCGAAAAGCACUCCUUCCAGAUCAGGGCACUGAUAAACCAAAUGAAAAUCAGAGUACAGCUGGUGAGACGAAGGAUAGUGGAGCCCCACAAAAAUAUGCCGAUAAAAGUAAGCUUAGAAGAAGUUCAAGCAUGCCAAAGGAUAAGAGCUCUGAAGUUACAUUUUCCAAGAGGUAUGUUGGGCCCCGCAAAAAUGAGCCAAAAACGAGUAGCAGUGAAUUGGAUGUUGCAUCCAGUGACAGUGGAAGUGCACUAGUUAAUGGAGAGGCUCAAGUUGGAUAAUGAUAGCAUGAGGGUAGAAAACCAAUUUGAUAUGUUUGGACAUGAAAGCUAUGGCGGUGAUGGCUUGUUCGAGAAGGAUAUAGGAGCUGCAAUUUGUCUCAUCGCUAAUUGGAAACAGCAUUUAUAAAGUAAGCACUGAGACUGCCACACUAACUUGAAGUACUUCAUUAUUACGUUGAUUUAAAUGGUUGGGAGUUCCCGUUAUUCUACACAGUCAUGCAUUUAUUGAUCUUCUGAGGAACUUGGUGGGAGGCCAGGGCCUUCGGUAUAUUGUAGUUAUAAACCAGCUGAUACUGCAUCACGAAUCUUUCAAAUGAGGAUGAAAUUGAGUCCGCAGUUGUAGUUUUCAGCAACUCCAACAUAAUUUUGUCCUGGAAUGUUAUAGGCUGUGUAAUAUAGAACCAAGUUUUGGGUUCAUUUAGUAUGUCUUAAGGGUAUUUGCUGCUAUAUUAAAUUAAAUCAAAUGGCUUAGCGUUGCUGCGUUGUUAAUGUGCAUUUGACUAAAAAACAUGGAAACUAGUGGCUUUGUACAGCAAGUGGGACAGACAGAGCAUUUGAAGCUUUAUGCAAAUGUUUCAGGCUAGACAUAUGAUACUUCA
This is a messenger RNA of Erigeron canadensis, 3419 nucleotides long. RefSeq names its product polyribonucleotide nucleotidyltransferase 1, chloroplastic. The transcript has 25 exons. Gene Ontology annotation, cellular component: cytosol; chloroplast stroma; mitochondrion. Gene Ontology annotation, molecular function: RNA binding; 3'-5'-RNA exonuclease activity; polyribonucleotide nucleotidyltransferase activity. Lineage: Eukaryota; Viridiplantae; Streptophyta; Magnoliopsida; Asterales; Asteraceae. Gene Ontology annotation, biological process: mitochondrial RNA 3'-end processing; mitochondrial mRNA catabolic process. The record is from RefSeq and is a predicted model, not a curated record. The coding region runs from base 85 to 2820 and encodes 911 amino acids.